AUGGAAAGAGCUCCCUUGGAGGAAGGGCAGCCGGCCCGAGCCCAAGAGUGUGCCCAAGCUGCCCUCUCCUGCGGUAGCGAAGAGACAGUGUUCAGCCAUUCUCUUUGCAGAGGUGUGGAAACUGCUGCUGUACCUCCAGUCCAGUUUGAGGAGGUGUCUGUGCAUUUCACUGAGGCAGAGUGGGUCCUGCUGGAUCCAGACCAAAGACAUCUCUACAAGGAAGUCAUGCUGGAGAACUAUGGGAGUGUGGCCUCUCUGGGCAAACCUUUUGAAUGCUCAGAGUGUGGAAAGAGAUUCAGUCAGAGUGGCACUCUUCAACUGCAUCUAAGAACCCACACAGGGGAGAAACCUUUUGAAUGCUCAGAGUGUGGAAAGAGAUUCAGUUGCAGUGGCAAUCUUCAAAGGCAUUUAAGAACCCACACAGGGGAGAAACCUUUUGAAUGCUCAGAGUGUGGAAAGAGAUUCAGUCAGAGUGGCCAUCUUCAAAGUCAUCAAAGAACCCACACAGGGGAGAAACCUUUUGAAUGCUCAGAGUGUGGAAAGAAAUUCAGUCGCAGUGGCACUCUUCAGCUGCAUAAAAUAACCCACAAAGGGGAGAAACCUUUUGAAUGCUCAAAGUGUGGAAAGAGAUUCUGUCGGAGUAGCAAUCUUCAAAGGCAUCAAAGAACCCACACAGGGGAGAAACCUUUUGAAUGCUCAGAGUGUGGAAAGAGAUUCAGUCGGAGUAACACUCUUCAACUGCAUCAACGAACCCAUACAGGGGAGAAACCUUUUGAAUGCUCAGACUGUGGAAAGAGAUUCAGUCACAGUGGCACUCUUCAACUGCAUAAAAGAACCCACACAGGGGAGAAACCUUUUGAAUGCUCAGAAUGUGGAAAGAGAUUCAGUCAGAGUAGCACUCUUCAACGGCAUCAAAGAACCCACACAGGGGAGAAACCUUUUGAAUGCUCUGAGUGUGGAAAGAGAUUCAGUCACAGUGGCAGUCUUCAACAGCAUCAACGAACUCAUACAGGGGAGAAACCUUUUGAAUGCUCAGACUGUGGAAAGAGAUUCAGUCACAGUGGCCCUCUUCAACUGCAUCUAAGAACCCACACAGGGGAG
Messenger RNA from Euleptes europaea (tarantolino), 1101 nucleotides. RefSeq names its product gastrula zinc finger protein XlCGF17.1-like. Gene Ontology annotation, biological process: regulation of transcription by RNA polymerase II. The annotation marks the transcript as partial. The transcript has 4 exons. The record is from RefSeq and is a predicted model, not a curated record. Gene Ontology annotation, molecular function: DNA-binding transcription factor activity, RNA polymerase II-specific; RNA polymerase II cis-regulatory region sequence-specific DNA binding. NCBI's taxonomy places the organism in Eukaryota, Metazoa, Chordata, Lepidosauria, Squamata, Sphaerodactylidae.